GCUGAACCAAGAUUCGGCAAGCCAUUCCCGAUCGAGACUAGCAUUAUUAUUCUCUCAGCCUUGUGACAAGAACGCGACUUCCUUCAGAACAUAACAAUGUUUCUACGGUAGAGUCGAUAUUCUGCCAAGCUGUCGAGUAUCUGGGCGGAUGGAUAAUACACGAUUAGACGACCUUUCACGAAUGUUACGAGGCACAAGAUGGAGAAGUUCUUACGGGAUUGGCGCCAGGAUGCGUUAAAUAAACACCAAUAUGAUUCAGCAAUCUUCAUAGGAGACAAGCUCCUAGCAUUAACUCAAAACGACAAGGAUGCAUUCUGGCUUGCGCAAGUCCAUUUCUCCACAGGAAACUAUACUCGGGCUCAAAGCUUCCUCUCGAAACAAGAUCUCGUCGCGCGAAACCCAUCCUGUCGAUACCUUGCGGGGCAUUGCUUGAUCAAACAAGGGCGAUUCGAUGAAGCACUGAAUACUCUCGGCGACAAAAAUCCCACACACCUCAUUUCCAGCUCGAGCAACAGCCGGCGGAAGUUACAACACACCACAGGACACGGCAGAACAGGGUCGAAGCCUGUUCUCCGAGAGAGACAUGAUAGACGGGAUGAAGUCGCUCACGAUGAGGCUGCAAAUAUUCGAUUCGAGGCCGCAAUGUGUUUCCUCAGAGGUCUUUGCUACGCGAAGCAGAAUGCUUUCGAUCGGGCAAAGGAGUGUUACAAGGACGCAGUCAGGAUAGACGUUCAAUGUUUCGAGGCAUUUGAGCAGCUGAUGAAGAACUGUUUAAUGUCGCCAGAUGAGGAGUGGGAGUUUCUGGACUCAUUAGACUUCGACUCCAUCUCCAUACCAGACGAUGUUUCUUCCUCCCACGAUGCCGCCGAGUUCACGAAGAACCUCUACACUACGCGCCUUUCGAAGUACAAGAACCCUGCACAAUUCCAACAUGCAACUGAACAACUCUCGACACACUACCACCUCGCCUCGAACCCCGAUCUCCUCCUGGCGAAAGCAGAUCUUCUCUUCACACAGUGCAAGUUCAGGCUCGCCUUGGGGAUUACAAACUCGAUUCUGGAGGAAGACAAGUAUAAUUUCAGUGUAUAUCCUCUACAUCUGGCAUGUUUAUACGAGCUGCAGUUGAAGAAUGCCCUAUUCCUGAUAUCCCACGACCUGGCAGACAAUCAUCCCGAAGAACCAUGCACAUGGCUCGCUGUUGGGGUAUACUACUUAGCGAUCAACAAAGUGGCGGAGGCUCGACGAUAUUUCAGUAAAGCGAGCAUGAUGGAUCCGCAUUUCGGCCCGGCAUGGAUUGGAUUUGCGCAUACAUUUGCAGCAGAGGGAGAACACGACCAGGCUAUAUCAGCAUAUUCGACUGCUGCUCGACUCUUCAUGGGUACACAUCUUCCUCAGCUGUUUCUUGGAAUGCAGAACCACAUGUUGAAUAACAUGACUUUGGCGGAUGAGUUCCUCAAGACAGCGUAUGGACUUUGCAAAACAGAUCCGUUAUUGUUGAACGAGAUGGGAGUUGUGUUCUAUCACCAGGAACGAUUACCAGAAGCUGUUGCAAUGUUCACGGAAGCUCUGAAGACGGCUGAUGAUAUUGACAGUGACCCUUCCGCUUGGAUAUCUACUCGAGCAAAUCUCGGUCACGCUUACCGGAGAUUGCAGCAGUGGGACUUGGCGCUUGCACAGUUUGACGAGGUGCUGAGGCAAGGAGGAAAAGAUCCUUCGGUGUUCUGUGCGAAGGGAUUGGUUUUGAUGGAGAAAAGGCGACCGUUUGAGGCUGUCUACGUCUUUCAUGAAGCGCUGGCCAUUGCACCACAAGAUGCCAUUGCGACUGAACUUCUGAACAAGUCUCUUGAAGAAACGGCUGGAGGUGGUGCUUAUGGCGCUGAAGAGCUGGAAGACGAUGAUGACUUUGAACGAGAGCUUAUGACGAAGAAGGCAGAGGCGGGCAAGUUUAUGCUUAAACGUAAUGGAGGAAAGGGCAAGGAAAAAUUCAGGCCAAGAAUGAGCAGUGGGAUUGGUGUAGAGGGAAAUAGCCUUAUGGACCUCAGUGAUGAAGAUCUUGAUUGAUGAUGGGAAGGUGUAUUGGCGCCUGGUGGUUCAAGCAUGGAAUGGCGUUUUAGGUGGAAAAGUCUAGAUCACUUGCAUUGAGCAGGCAGUGGCGAUGGUGGGAUUAUUAUAUCCA
Messenger RNA from Mollisia scopiformis, 2176 nucleotides. RefSeq names its product cell division cycle protein-like protein. Bases 199 to 2061 code for a protein of 620 amino acids. Gene Ontology annotation, biological process: cell division. The record is from RefSeq and is a predicted model, not a curated record. The transcript has 2 exons. Gene Ontology annotation, molecular function: protein binding. NCBI's taxonomy places the organism in Eukaryota, Fungi, Ascomycota, Leotiomycetes, Helotiales, Mollisiaceae.